UCAUUAAUAUAGAUAAUUAAUAAUAAUUAAUUAUUAUAAUUUCUCUAUCAAUAAACGAAUUCAAAAAUGACUGCUUCUACUGUUUUUAUUUCAGGGGCUACUGGAUUCAUUGCUCAACAUAUUAUUCUUCAAUUGUUGAAAAAAGGUUAUAAUGUUGUUGGCCAAGUUAGACUGAGCUCUAAGGGUGAUGCCUUGGCCAAGGAUGUCAAGAGUUCUAGAUUCUCCUAUGAAGUUGUUGAAGUUUUAGAAAAGGAAGGUGCCUUUGAUAAUGCCUUAGCAAGUCACCCUGAAGUUUCAGUUUUCAUUCAUACUGCUUCCCCAGUUACUUUUUCACCUGAGGAUAAUGAAAGAGAUGUUUUAAUUCCUGCUAUUAAUGGUACUAAGAAUGUUCUUGCAUCUAUUAAAAAGGUUGCACCUCAAAUUAAGAGAGUCAUUCUUACUAGUUCUGCUGUUGCCUCUGGAAGCUUUGCUGAAUUACAAGAUCCUAAAUUUAUUGGAGGUGAAGAUUCAUGGAAUCCAAUCACUUAUGAACAAGCUGUCUCCGGAGAUGCUGUUGCAGCUUAUGAAGGAUCAAAAAAGUUUGCUGAACAAGCUGCUUGGGAUUUUGUUAAGAAAGAACAUCCUAAAUUUUCGCUUACUGCUAUUUUACCUGUUUAUGUGUUUGGACCUCAAGCCUUUGUCUCAGGAUUGAAGAGUUUAAAUGAAACUACUCAACUUAUUGCUAAUGUAUUACAGUUAAAGAAAGAUGAUCCUAUUCCUCCUGUUGAGAAUUCUUAUGUUGAUGUUCGAGAUGCAGCGGCUGCACAUAUUGGAGCCUUUGAAAAGGAUUCUGCUGCCGGAAAGAGAUUAUUAGUUACUUCAGGUAGAUUUCACUAUCAGAAUGUUGUUGAUAUUGUUAGAGAGAAUUUCCCUCAGUAUGCUGAUCAAUUACCAAUAGGAACACCCGCUGGAAAGAAUCAAUUUGCUGGUUAUACUAAACUUGAAGAUUCCAAUGCCACUCAAAUUCUUGGCAUUGACUAUAUUGGUUUUAAAAAGGUGAUUUCUGAUGAAAUUAAACAAAUUUUGGAUAAUCAAGCUUAAUUUGUGGAAGACUUG
Scheffersomyces amazonensis is the source of this 1095-nucleotide messenger RNA. Its product is annotated as SDR family oxidoreductase. The record is from RefSeq and is a predicted model, not a curated record. The transcript has a single exon. Gene Ontology annotation, biological process: steroid biosynthetic process. Lineage: Eukaryota; Fungi; Ascomycota; Pichiomycetes; Serinales; Debaryomycetaceae. Gene Ontology annotation, molecular function: 3-beta-hydroxy-Delta5-steroid dehydrogenase (NAD+) activity. The coding region runs from base 67 to 1080 and encodes 337 amino acids.